AGUUAUGACUCUGUUUUUCUGAUCUAUUAUUAUUAGACAAAUCUUACUCUCUGCUUCUUUUUUCGUUUCUGAUUUACAUAAAAUUCUUACUUCUUCUGGUUUGUUCGAUCUGUUUGUUUUCUCUUCGAUCAGCGCUGAUUUAUCAUGGUUCUGUUUUAUGGGUCUGUUUCUGAUUUUGGAAUUUCCUGAGAAAGUUGGUAAAUUCCUCGAUUCCGGUGGGUUCUUGUGUCUUAACAUUGAUGUAAUAAUGGGAGCAGCUGAAGCAAGAGCCGUGUGGCAAAGAACAGCAACUCGGUGCUUUGUUAUUCAUGAAGAUGCUAAAAUGGCUCCGAGGUUAGCUUGUUGCCAUCAAAAACAUUCUUCUUCGGGCAACACCGAAAAAAGCAGCUUUUCUUCAGGAAGUUUUGGAGAUUCCUCUGAUUUCUCUUGUGAUACCAAAUGGUGGCUUAAAGGAACAACUGGAUUUGAUGAGGAGAUUACAAACUCUUUCUUUGAAGAUACCAAAUGCAAGAAAUUGCAAGAAUUCGUCGACUUGAUUGGGAUGAGAGAAGAAGAACAAGACUAUAGCUUUAUUAGCAAGAAAGAUGUAGCUACAACGCCAUGGUGGAGAACCACUACUGAUAAAGAUGAAUUAGCUCUCUUGGUGGCGGCUAGAUCGGUUGAUCAUAAUAUUCAAAACUGUGAUCUUCCUCCUCCCCAGAAACUACACAAGAGGAUUCACUGCACCAGUGGCGAGAAAGGGUUUAAAACAGCGGUUAAAUCGCCAUGGAAACAAGGUGAUUGGAACGAUCGGUUUGAGAGAUCUUUGAGUUACAGCAUCAGUAGCACUGAGAGCAAGAACACGAGUCCAAAUACUUCUCCUAGGAGAAAUGAUUUAAGCAAAGCGCAGCUUCUAGAAGCACUAAGGCAUUCUCAAACCAGAGCAAGAGAAGCAGAGAAAGCGGCCAGAGAAGCUUGCGCUGAGAAAGACCGUGUGAUAACAAUCUUGUUGACACAAGCGAGUCAGAUGUUAGCUUAUAAGCAAUGGUUAAAGCUUCUUGAAAUGGAAGCUUUCUAUCUGCAGAUGAAGAAGAAGGAUGCUGAAGAAGAACAAGAACAAGAACAAGAACAAGAGCAGAUCAAAGGAAUGAAUCUGAAGAAGAGGAAGCAGAGAGGGAAGAAGAAGAAAGUGGGUGAGAUUGGGAGAUAUAUAAUGGCUUUUGCAUUAGGGUUUAGUCUCAUUGGUGCUGGUCUGCUCUUAGGUUGGACUGUUGGCUGGUUGUUUCCCUUCUAGAAUCUUGAAAAUGUCUUUUGUUUGAUCACUGAUCCUUACAAGAAUUUUAGUGUUUAUAACUUUUCACUUUGCCUCUAGAAAUGUGUGUAUGUAUGUUGUCUUCGUGUAUGUAUGUGUAAUAUUUCCUCUAGAGAAGUUUAUUUUGGUUUA
Eutrema salsugineum is the source of this 1423-nucleotide messenger RNA. RefSeq lists its product as uncharacterized. Bases 158 to 1273 code for a protein of 371 amino acids. The record is from RefSeq and is a predicted model, not a curated record. Lineage: Eukaryota; Viridiplantae; Streptophyta; Magnoliopsida; Brassicales; Brassicaceae. The transcript is spliced from 2 exons.